AUGCUAGAGAGCCGUAUCGCGAAAAGGGAAGAGGCAGAGGCAAGACGUGCAAACGAAGACUGGGCGCGGGACUCAAUUCAACCAAGCGUGAACUUUGUAGACCUAGAAGGGGACACCUUCAACGAAGACUCGUUUACAACCCUGAUGGCACUGGCUAGCGCAACGAAAGGUAGACUCCCAAGGUCAGGGGCAGAAGCGUUGAAGGAACCAGAGAUCUGGGGGGAACCUAUGAAGGAAGAGAUGAAUCAGAUGAAACAAAAGGGCAUAUGGAGACUCGUUGACUUACCAGAGGGGGAAAGAGCAUUGGACGGGAUGUGGGUCUUUGAUGUGAAAGUGGAUGGAGAAGGAAACAUCGUAAAGAGAAAAGCCAGGUGGGUUGUGAGGGGGGAUCAAAUGGUAGAAGGGCGCGACUUUGGAACAAAGUGGGCGAUGGUGGCUCGGAUGGAAUCCGUACGCAUGGUGUUUGCAGUUGCGUGUGUGAGAAGGAUGCCCGUACGGCAAUGGGACUUCUCGGGAGCCUACCUGAAUGGCACGAUGGACCGGGCCAUUUACAUGAAACAGCCGCGUGGAUUCGAAGAGAAGGGGAGGGAAGACAAGGUCUGUCUUCUCUUACGACCACUCUAUGGGCUGGUCCAAGCCGGGCACAUUUGGUACAAGACAUUGAGUGCUGAGUAUCAAGAUCUGGGAUAUCACAAAAACGCCACCGACCUGUGCGUUCGGACAAGGAAACAAGGCGGAGAACACACAAUCACAAGCACCCACAUGGACGACAUCAUCGGUGCUUCCGCCAGCGAGGAAGAAAGUGUGCGCGUGGUAGAGGAGUUUGCGGAAAAAUGGGAUCUGAAGCAGGUCAAUCUAAAUUUACUGCUAGGACUGACCGUGGAGAAGUUUCCCAAUGGCGAUAUAGCGUUAUCGCAGCGCCAGUACUUCGAAAAAGUAUUGGACCACUUCGGCUAUGCGAAUCUACCUCCGCUGUCAACUCCGCUUCCACCUGGAUACCAGAUCCGUGCAUCUCCAUCUCCGCUUCCGACCGAGGACACCGCGUUCAUGCAAAAUAAACCGUUUUGGCAGAUCCUAGGCUGCAUUGUCUGGGGGAGCAGUGGCACACGACCCGACCUUGUAUACGCGUGCUGCGUGCUUGGCCACGUCCAAUCUAACCCUGGACCAGAGCACUGGACAAUAUUGAUCGGUGUCUUACGAUACAUCAAAGGUACCAUUGACUACGGGAUCAGAUAUCGUGUCGGAGACAGCUUGAAGCCGAUCGGAUUCGUGGAUUCCGACUGGGCGGGGUGUGUUGACACACGGAGAUCUACCGCCGGCUACAUCUUUUUCAUGGGCGGGGCCCUGGUAGCAUGGUUGGCAAAACGACAAGCGGUGGUCGCGCUAUCCUCAACGGAAGCGGAAUACAUCUCUCUGGCACGUGCAUCUCAGCAAGCAAUGUGGAUGAAACACUGGCUGUCAGAAGUGUUCCUGCCGCAGGAAACACCAUUGGAGCUUUGA
Molecule: messenger RNA, 1500 nt
Organism: Mycena citricolor
Lineage: Eukaryota; Fungi; Basidiomycota; Agaricomycetes; Agaricales; Mycenaceae
Source: the annotation of a GenBank genome assembly